CCCAUCUUCUCUCUCCCACGCAACUGCCCCACGCAUCGUCGUCAUCUUCAUUAUCCUAAUAAGCCUCUUUUAACUCUCGCAAGACCGACCCACACUCAGUCAAAGCAACGCAGAGCAAAGAUCAGCUUCGUUUCUCUCUCCCUGCCUCCUCCUCCUUGUCGCCCGGUCGUCUCCACUCUGCCUCGCCAUGACUGCUCACACGUCUGCGAAGCCAGAUGAUCUGGAAAAGAAGGCGAGGAGUUCUUAUUUCGGUUUACCGGGAUUGGAUGUUUCGGUUGGAUUUCCUCAGGCAACUCCGGCUUCUAUUUUCCCUCCUUGCACGUCAGAUUAUUAUCAUUUUGAUGACUUAUUGACUCCUGAGGAGCAAGCUAUCCGGAAGAAAGUUAGAGAAUGUAUGGAAAAGGAAGUUGCUCCAAUCAUGGCAAAGUAUUGGGAGAAGGCAGAAUUCCCAUUUCAUAUUGUUCCAAAGCUUGGCGCACUUCGUAUUGCUGGUGGCACUAUUAAGGGUUAUGGUUGCCCUGGUCUCUCCAUUACUGGAAGUGCUAUUUCUACGGCUGAAGUUGCUAGGGUGGAUGCAAGCUGUUCUACAUUUAUUUUGGUUCACUCUUCUUUGGCAAUGCUCACUAUCGCAUUGUGUGGUUCCGAGGAACAGAAGCAGAAAUACCUACCUUCUUUGGCGAAAUUUGAUACUGUGGCUUGCUGGGCGUUGACAGAACCUGAUUAUGGAAGUGAUGCAAGUGCUUUGAAAACAUCAGCUACAAAGGUGGAAGGGGGUUGGAUUCUUGAAGGCCAAAAGCGCUGGAUUGGGAAUAGUACUUUUGCGGACUUGCUGGUCAUUUUUGCUAGAAAUACUUCAACCAAUCAAAUAAAUGGAUAUAUAGUAAAGAAAGAUGCUCCUGGUUUAACAGCUAGAAAAAUGGAAAAUAAAAUUGGCCUACGCAUUGUCCAGAAUGGAGAUAUUAUCAUGAAGAAAGUCUUUGUCCCUGAUAAUGAUAGGUUGCCUGGUGUCAAUUCAUUCCAGGAUACGAACAAGGUGCUUGCAGUUUCACGUGUUAUGGUUGCUUGGCAGCCCAUUGGAAUUUCGAUGGGUGUAUAUGAUAUUUGUCACAGGUAUUUGAAGGAGAGGAAGCAGUUUGGUGCACCACUGGCCUCUUUCCAGAUAAACCAACAGAAACUUGUCCAGAUAUUGGGAAAUGUUCAAGCUAUGUUUCUCGUCGGUUGGCGCCUUUGCAAACUCUAUGAAAGUGGUAAAAUGACCCCCGGCCAUGCUAGCUUGGGAAAGUCAUGGAUCACUGCGAGGGCACGGGAAACAGUAGCUUUGGGCAGAGAGUUGCUUGGUGGCAAUGGGAUCUUGUCUGAUUUUUUGGUUGCAAAGGCAUUCUGCGAUUUGGAACCGAUCUACACUUAUGAAGGCACUUAUGAUAUCAACAGCUUGGUCACCGGCAGGGAAAUCACAGGUUUGGCCAGCUUCAAGCCAGCUGCAUCAGGUCGAAGAAGUCGCCUGUAACAGAGUAAAUAUCUUCCCUGUAACCUUCUACGGGGUGUGCUUGUUCAUGCGGAUUCUGUAAAUCUGGGACCAUGAUAAACCAGGAAAAUACUGUAACAAAGAGUCUUGAUCGUUCAGACGGGAGCAUAAAUAAGUAAUGCAGGUGUUUCCUGUUUA
This is a messenger RNA of Syzygium oleosum, 1663 nucleotides long. Its product is annotated as acyl-coenzyme A oxidase 4, peroxisomal. The transcript has 13 exons. The record is from RefSeq and is a predicted model, not a curated record. Gene Ontology annotation, cellular component: peroxisome. Bases 188 to 1507 code for a protein of 439 amino acids. Gene Ontology annotation, molecular function: acyl-CoA dehydrogenase activity; flavin adenine dinucleotide binding. Gene Ontology annotation, biological process: fatty acid beta-oxidation. Lineage: Eukaryota; Viridiplantae; Streptophyta; Magnoliopsida; Myrtales; Myrtaceae.